AUGCAUUCAUUAUUCAAAGAUUCUUUAUUAAACAGUAAAGUUCGAGAAAGGCUAGAAGGUUUAAUAAUUCGUCACUCUGCUCUGUCAGAAGAGCUUGAUAAUCAGUCUUCAAAAAUUAUAGAUCCUGAUGUUCUUGCAAGUAAAUCUAAAGAAUUAUCAGAUAUAUCAUCUAUAAUUGUUCCCUAUCAGGAAAUGCGAAAAGCUCAAUAUGAACUUAUAGAAAUUGACAAAAUGAUUAAUGAAUCUUCUGAUGAUGAAGAUCUCAAGAAAUUAAUGCAGGAAGAAUAUCAAGAAAUCAUUGAGAAAUUAAACCGUCUAGAGCAGUCUGUUGUAUCUGCUUUAAUUCCAAAAGAUUCUGCUGAUCAAGGAAAUGCUGUCCUUGAAAUACGUGCUGGAUCGGGUGGUGAUGAAGCUGCAUUAUUUGCUGCGGAUAUAUUAAAUAUGUAUGAGCGUUAUGCUUUUUUGCGUAAAUGGAAAUUUGAGAGAUUGUCGAUUGUUGAGGAAUCUGCAAUUGGUGCCAUAAAGGAAGCGACCGCUUCAAUUUCUGGAAGAGGUGUAUUCGGAAAUAUGAGAUAUGAAUCAGGUGUACAUCGAGUUCAACGUGUUCCUGUUACAGAUAACGCGGGUCGCGUACAUACAAGUACAGUGACCGUUGCUAUAUUGCCUCAACCAACAGAAGCUGAUGUGAAUAUACGAGAAAAUGACCUUCGUAUAGAUUUUUAUCGAGCAAGUGGUAAAGGAGGACAACAUGUAAACAAAACUUCCAGCGCUGUUAGGAUAACACAUAUUCCAACUGGAUGUAACAAAGCGAAAGCACUUCAAAUUUUACGUGCGAGAUUAUAUGAUAUGGAACGUAACAAAUUACAUCAGGAAAGAAGUGAGAAAAGACGUCAACAGGUAGGAACUGGUGAUAGAUCUGAAAAAAUUAGGACAUAUAAUUUUGCUCAG
Messenger RNA from Dentiscutata erythropus, 948 nucleotides. The record is from the annotation of a GenBank genome assembly. NCBI's taxonomy places the organism in Eukaryota, Fungi, Glomeromycota, Glomeromycetes, Diversisporales, Gigasporaceae.